Molecule: messenger RNA, 493 nt
Organism: Ctenopharyngodon idella (grass carp)
Lineage: Eukaryota; Metazoa; Chordata; Actinopteri; Cypriniformes; Xenocyprididae
Product: protein brawnin
Exons: 3
Coding region: 138-341 (67 amino acids)
Biological process (GO): mitochondrial respiratory chain complex III assembly
Cellular component (GO): mitochondrion
Source: RefSeq, a predicted model, not a curated record
GUGAGACAUGUAACAAGAACCUUUACUGCUGAAUGUCGUACAACAAAACCACUUUGUAAUGUUAUUUCGACUAUAACUUAACAAGGUAUAAAGUCUCUUAAUUGGCAAAACAUUUGUCAGCCAGGUGAGAUUUAAGGAUGCCAGCAGGUGUAUCUUGGCCAAGAUAUCUAAGGAUGUUUGCAGCCAGUGUGUUGUCAAUGUUUGCUGGAGCACAGGCUGUGCAUCUGUAUUACCGUCCUGAUUUAACCAUUCCAGAGAUCCCACCAAAGCCUGGUGAACUGCGAACAGAACUUCUUGGCUUGAAAGAAAGACAGACAGACUCGGUGUCGGAGAAACAGUGACCCAUGAAUUUGUUUUUCGUAGCUACUGUGUAUAGAAACAUUUUUUUCAAAGCCUGAGUAAACUGAUACAAAAGUUAUUUUAUUCUGUGAAUAAAGGUAUUUACAUGUGUACUGUCUCUAUUUGUCGUAUUAAAAAAAAAUACUAACUUUAA